UCGGAGGAGAAGAUGAACCUGUGUGUCGUCAGUCUGCUCCUCACUCUGGAUCUAGCCGCCGUGGCGCUCAGUCUGUCCACGUGCAGCACGCUGGACAUGGACCAGUUCAAGAAGAAGCGCAUCGAGGCCAUCCGAGGGCAGAUCCUGAGCAAGCUGAAGCUCACCAGCCCCCCAGAGGACUACCCCGAGCCCGAGGAGGUGUCUCGGGACAUCGUGGCUAUUUACAACAGCACACGCGACCUGCUGCAGGAGAAGGCCAACGAGCGCGCGGCGACGUGCGAGCGGCAGCGGAGCGAGGAGGAGUACUACGCAAAGGAGGUGCACAAGGUCGACAUGCAGCCCUUCUACCCGGCAGAGAAUGUCAUUUCUUCUACACACUUCAACCCAUACUUUAGGCGGCUGACGUUUGAUGUGUCUUUCAUGGAAAAGAACGCCUCCAACCUGGUAAAGGCUGAGCUUCGGAUCUUCCGUCUUCAAAACCAUGGGGCCCGAGUGUCUGAGCAGCGCAUCGAACUCUAUCAGAUUUUAGGACACAAAGACCUGACAUCCCCAACACAACGAUAUAUAGACAGCAAGGUGGUACGAACACAAACAGAGGGAGAGUGGCUGUCCUUUGACGUGACAGAAGCAGUGAAUGAAUGGUUAAACCACAGAGACAGAAACAGCGGAUUCAAGAUCAGCCUGCAUUGCCCGUGCUGCACGUUUGUACCAUCAAAUAACUACAUUAUUCCCAACAAGAGUGAGGAGCUGGAGGCACGGUUUGCAGGUAUUGAUGAUAGCUUUGUCCAUGGAGUUGACCUGAAGGUGUUUAAGAAGCGGCGGCACAGCACUCGGGCUCCACACCUUCUCCUCAUGCUGCUUCCUUCAUACCGGCUUGAGUCCCAGUCCCAGUCACAGUCACAAUCACAGUCACAGUCACAGUCACAGCACAUGAGCCGUCGAUCCAAGAGAGCGCUGGACGCCGCCUACUGCUCCAGAAACGUUCAGGACAACUGCUGCUUACGGUCACUCUACAUCGAUUUUAAGAAGGACCUGGGCUGGAGGUGGAUCCACGAGCCAAAGGGCUAUGAGGCUAACUUCUGUGCCGGAGCCUGUCCCUAUCUGUGGAGCGCAGACACCCAGCAUUCCAAGGUGUUAGGCCUGUACAACACUAUCAACCCUGAAGCAUCGGCAUCGCCCUGCUGCGUCUCACAGGACUUGGAGCCCCUCACCAUCCUCUACUACAUCGGCAAGACCCCCAAAAUAGAGCAGCUCUCCAACAUGAAGGUCAAAUCCUGCAAGUGCAGCUAGACUCCCUUACAAGCCAGCACAAACACACUCUCCCUCUCUUACUCCUUCAAACACACACACACACACACACACACACACACACACACACACACACACACACACACACAGUCAUAGUGGAUUUGCGCAUACAUACAGUCAAACCACAACUGUACUUUGUCUUACAUGCACUGGUAUACUUAGAGCAGUGUAUGUACAGAGCAAUUCAAUGCAUACACAACAUACAGGGACAGUGUUUUCAUACCAGGAACUUGACUUUGAUACCAAUGCUGAGUACGAUACUUACAGUGUUGCAUUGCAGAUGUGUGUAAUGUCUGGAUUGCCAAGCAUCAGGAGCUUUCUAAUGUCAACAUGCAGCUUUUUAUAACCAUUAAACCUUCUUCUGGAGGAGGGCCUGCCCUGUGUUAAUUACUUCAUAUUGUUCUAAUGUGGCCAUGCAAACCAAACUAAAGGCAGCAAAACUUCCACACAGUGCAGCUGAAAACCAUGAAAUUAUGCAGUAGAGGGUUUAAGGUGUUCACUACUGUCUCUAAGUGGAAAAGUUUCAUGUUCGGCUGCUGGAAACAGUUGAUAAACCAGAUUAAAUGGAAGGGGAUCUUGUUCAUGAGAAACUGGUUGAUGCCGAGCAGCCACCGUGUGAUGAAUCCUGUGAAGUGCCUUAACACGCUGUAGCACUAUUGGACACUAGAUAAUAGUUUAAGAAUCUGACUUUAUUGAAACAGUACUAGCUUAGUAAUCACGGACUUGUCCAUAACACCAUAGUUAAAAAUAUGUUUACGGUCAUUAAGAAACAGUUAUGUCGAAAUAGUGUGUAUUUGCUAAGUACUUAUAUUAAAUUAAAGUUCUAAACUCUUUAAGAUUUCAGUGCCAGUUGCUUUGGAGACACCCCUGGUUAUUGUUUGAGCUGCCUGUCUAUUCCAGUACACACUUCUGCAAAUUGAAUGUGUUCUGCUACUCAAAAAGAAAAAUAAUAUUAAGCAGUGGUAUCAAAGUCAUGCAAAUUUGAUUAUUGUGAUCACACACACACACACAUAAAUACAUACAUGCAUACACACAGACACACACAUAUACACACAUACAUUGAUACAUGUACAGUGACAGAUAUGACCCAUUUUGCAUUCUAAAAGGCCCUGUCAACAUUCACCACCUCACAUGACUGUCACACCGAGACACAAACGUAAGGCAAACACUGGAAGUAUAAGAGCAUUGUCUAUA
Molecule: messenger RNA, 2502 nt
Organism: Anoplopoma fimbria (sablefish)
Lineage: Eukaryota; Metazoa; Chordata; Actinopteri; Perciformes; Anoplopomatidae
Gene: tgfb2
Product: transforming growth factor, beta 2
Exons: 7
Coding region: 13-1290 (425 amino acids)
Biological process (GO): SMAD protein signal transduction; BMP signaling pathway; transforming growth factor beta receptor signaling pathway
Cellular component (GO): extracellular region
Molecular function (GO): type III transforming growth factor beta receptor binding; growth factor activity; type II transforming growth factor beta receptor binding
Source: RefSeq, a predicted model, not a curated record